Mastomys coucha (southern multimammate mouse) is the source of this 2774-nucleotide messenger RNA. RefSeq names its product zinc finger protein 471-like. Bases 467 to 2347 code for a protein of 626 amino acids. The transcript has 6 exons. Gene Ontology annotation, cellular component: nucleus. Lineage: Eukaryota; Metazoa; Chordata; Mammalia; Rodentia; Muridae. The record is from RefSeq and is a predicted model, not a curated record. Gene Ontology annotation, molecular function: RNA polymerase II cis-regulatory region sequence-specific DNA binding; DNA-binding transcription activator activity, RNA polymerase II-specific. Gene Ontology annotation, biological process: regulation of transcription by RNA polymerase II.
GGACUGUGAAACGUGUGGUGGUAGGUCUGUCUUCCGGUGAUCUGCAUGACAGCACUGAAAUGCUUGGAAUCUCCAAAGUAAUAAAUACCUUGUUGACUGCUCCUGAUUGAUGGCUGACAGACUCAAGGAAGUUUCAUGGUCGGGGCUGAUCAUCGCAGACGUUAAAUGGGAUUAGAGGAUCAGUCCGAAACCCCAUCCAGGAGAGGAGAGGGGCGGAAGUUGAUCACCAGAGGCCAGUCCUUUUGUUGAUGUUUUGAGACAGUGUCAUGGACCCCAGGCAGUCCUCAAACUCUUUAUGAGUGCCAUAGUCACAGUGCCUCUCCGGAGAUGUUAGAGGAUAUAGGAAGUGAAGGGUUAACUGAGAUGGCAACUCCGAUGCAGAAUUCAUGAAGAUGUCAUCUAUGAUAGGGCUGGACUUCCCAGGAUACAGUUGUUCUCCAAGAGAGAAACCAGUAGGAGACAAGACAUGACAGUUGAACUAAUGAAAGCCAUGCUACAGGAAGCAGUGACAUUUAAAGAUGUUGUGGUAGACUUUUCUCAGGAGGAAUGGGAGUGGCUGAAUCCUGCUCAGAGGAGUUUGUACAGGACCGUGGUGCUGGAGAACUAUCGGAACUUGGUUUCAGUGGGAGCUUGCAUUUCCAAACCAUCUCUAAUCUCCUUAUUGGAGCAUGGGAAGGAGCCUUGGGAGGCAAAGGGUCAGGUGACAAGAAGCACGGUACAAGGUGGAGAAUCUGCACAGGAGACACAAGAAUUAUCUCUGAGGCAGCUGGCCUUUGAUGAUGUGUCAGUGGAGAACAUUGCAAGUCUUGGUUGUGAGUCUCCCACUUCCGGAGGAAAGCAGAAAUGCAAAGGCCUUUUUGAUAGACAGAUUAUGAAUCAAGAAAUAUUUAGCUUGAAAGAAACAGUCACUCAUAAAGGAACUCACACUAAAGAAAUAGGCUACAAACACACCAAAUCUUUAAAAUCUGCCCAUCUGGAUAGUGUAGAAGAGAAUAUUUAUACUCACAAGUCAAAUAAGAAAAGCUUCUCCAAAAACCCCAAGGUACGAAAAUACAAGAAAAUCUGGGCAGGGAAGAACAUUUUUAAAUGUAAUGAAUGUGAGAAAACCUUCACCCACAGCUCAUCUGUUACUGUUCAUCAGAGAAUUCACACGGGUGAAAAACCAUAUAAAUGUACAGUCUGCGGAAAGGCCUUCAAGCAGAGCCACCACCUUGCUCAGCAUCACACAACACACACCCACGAGAAACUCUUUGAGUGUAAGGAAUGUAAGAAAGCCUUCAGCCAGAAUUCAUACCUUCUUGUACACCAAAGAAUUCACACGGGAGAAAAACCAUAUAAAUGUAAGGAGUGUACAAAAUCCUUCAGGCAGCCUGCCCACCUGUCCCAGCAUCACAGGAUUCACACUGGGGAGAAACCCUAUAAGUGUAAGGAAUGUGGGAAGGCCUUUAGGGACAGUUCUACCUUUGCUCAACAUCAGAGGUGUCACAAUGACAAACGGCCCUUUCAGUGUGUUGAGUGUGGUCAAGCCUUCAGAUACAACAUGUCCCUAACUCGUCACUUCAGACAUUAUCACACUGGAGAGAAGCCAUUUGACUGCACUGACUGUGGGAAAGUCUUCAGUGUUCACAUAGGACUAACUCUGCACAGGAGAAUUCACACCGGAGAGAAACCAUACACGUGUAACGUGUGUGGAAAAGCAUUCCGCAGUGGGUCAUCCCUGACUGUACACCACAGGAUUCACACCGGUGAAAAACCUUACAAGUGUGAUAUCUGUGGAAAAGCCUUUAGCCACAGCAUGUCACUCACUGGCCAUCAAAGAGUACACUCUGGAGAGAAACCUUAUAAAUGCAAGGAGUGUGGGAAAGCUUUUCGGCAGAGUAUACACCUUGUUGUUCACUCAAGAAUUCAUACUGGAGAAAAGCCCUAUGAAUGUAAGGAAUGUGGGAAGGCCUUUAGAGAGAGUUCCCAGCUGACCACUCAUCAGAGAAACCACACAGGAGAAAAACCUUUUGAAUGUAAGCAGUGUGGUAAAUUUUUCAAAAGAAGUACCUAUCUUGCCAGACAUCAGAAAAUCCAUACAGGAGAGAAACCUUAUGAGUGUAACGAAUGUGGCAAAACCUUCACGCAUACUGCCUACCUUAUAAGACAUAAGAGGGUUCAUACUGGAGAGAAGCCUUACAAAUGUACCGAAUGUGGAAAGGCAUUUGGUGAUGGCUCUUCCCGUGCUCAGCAUCAGAGACUUCACACUGGUCAGAGGCCCUAUGUAUGUGAGAAAUGUGGAAGGGCAUUCAGAACAAAGUCAUCCCUUAAUUGCCACCAAAGGUGUCACACUGGAAAGAAACUGUAAAACCGUGUCCCCCACAGCAAACCCUUUAACCACCUACGAACCUGUAGCAUUCAUCAGAGAAUUUAGCUUCCAAUCUGAUUCUUCACUGUACUCUAUGUGGAAGAGAUCACACAAGUAAAAGAGUUCUUAGGAAUGUAAGGGAUGGGGAGAAGUCUUCAGCAAAUGUUCUUAAAUUAUCCAUCAUUGGUGAGUUCUCGAUGCAGUCAUCUCAGGCAUCCCUCUAUGUCACUAAGUCCUGUGCCUAUACCUGCUAAGUAUUUCCAUUUAUUUUUGUUCCCAUUAGCCUCCUGAUCCAAAAUACAACUGUUCCGCUUGGACUUUUUCAAAUGUCUGUAAUUUGUCUUGUUUCCUUCAAGUUUAUUAUUCAUCUACUUUACAGUCAGAAAAAUCCUUUUUGAAAAUAUAAAUAUUUAUGUAACUCUUCUAA